This is a messenger RNA of Peromyscus californicus insignis, 10174 nucleotides long. RefSeq names its product phosphorylase kinase regulatory subunit alpha 2 (gene Phka2). The transcript is spliced from 26 exons. NCBI's taxonomy places the organism in Eukaryota, Metazoa, Chordata, Mammalia, Rodentia, Cricetidae. The record is from RefSeq and is a predicted model, not a curated record. Bases 2242 to 5187 code for a protein of 981 amino acids. Gene Ontology annotation, molecular function: calmodulin binding. Gene Ontology annotation, biological process: glycogen metabolic process. Gene Ontology annotation, cellular component: phosphorylase kinase complex.
UCAUUCCUCCAGAGCUCUGGAAAGUAGGGAGGAGACUCCUGGCCCAGAACGGCGUGGGCUCCACCCCAGUUACUGAUCUGACUUGGACUUCUUUGUGCCGCAGCUUCCCCCACUCUAAAGUGGGCAUGUGCUUAGGCACCGUUCUUCCUGCCUCAGAGUAACUGUAAGGAUCACAGUAAACCUGGACAACUUGCCCCAGUACUUUGUAUCCAGAAAGUACUAUGAGACAUACACCAUCAGGUUUUUGUGUGUGUGUGGAGCUAACAGCCGAAGCAUCUUGGUUUCACUAGAAGCAAAAUCUGUGCUAUGUUUUUUGAGGACAUAAGUGAUUUUCUCACAGGUUCGUUCCUUGGUACUCCCAAAUGGAGGGGCUCGCAAGUGGAAUUUCACUUGAAAUGAAGGAGGCAUUGUGCAGAAUGGGUGAGAGGAGAGAGAAAUGAGAAGAGAUGGCCAAUUCAUAGAACUUUUUGGAAAUACAGACCACAGGAAUAAUUGGUACAGUGUAGGGAGUGCCAUCCAGCAGACAGUUCUUAAUUAUUAUUAGCAAUUAUUAGUGUGGACCUACUAUGUGCUAGGACUAAAGUGAGUCAGAUACAUAACUUGUCAAUAAUAAACCAUGUUUGGUGGUGUAUGCCUGGAAUCCCAGAAGGAAGAGGCAAGAGGACCAAAAGUUCAAGCUCAUCUUCAGCUACUGUGGGAGCUCAUUUUCAGGUUUCCUCGUGGCUUUACCCAGCAGGUCUGCAUAGAGAGGAUGAUUAGACCACAGGCCUGAGUGCAGGUGUCCGAGAUGGCCUGCACUUGGCUGUGCUGGGGGAGGUCUUUUUGCUCCACACCUUGACAUUCCUAUAGAUACCCUAGGGCAGAGACACUCUAGGCCCGAUGGAUUAGGAUCCAGGCCCUCUCGAGGCUAUCCUGUAUUUUCUAUCUGUUCCUCCCCCUCUACCUUUCUAACUAAUAGUUCCUGCUGCCCCUACUCAAGAGCACUCUGGGGAAAUGUGGGGCUGGUGGGUAGCCCCUCCCACAAGCUACAUAGAGAAUUACCAAGUUCAAGGCUAGCUUAAGCUACAUGAAACCUGUCUCCAAAAAUCUAAACCCAAAACACUUGUAAAAUGUUUCAAGUGAAAAUUUGCGUUUCCAGGCAGAGAAACCCUGAAAAGGAGUGAUUAUUACCAUGUACUUUAUAGUUACAUUUUGGUCAAUGAGACGUGGCAUAUACUGUGGUAUCAUAGUGUACUUUGUCUCUUAUUGACCAAAAUGUACCAUAGAGCCUAUGUGUGUAGUAGACUAUACAAUCUAAGUAUUUGUAAGUGUACAAUGAUGAAGUCACCUAGUAUCAUAUUUCUCAGAAUGUACCACUCACUAAGUGAUUCAUGACUAUAGUUAAAGAACUGAGCCAAGAAUUGAUUGACUAUAAAAAAGUUUUAUUCUAGAGCUGAAAGGUUUUACUCAUCUUAACCCCACCUUCCAGCUCAUUCCAUUUUCCCCACUAAGACUUAAUGAAGUCUAUGGUAUUUUCUUAUGGUAUACAUUAAUAAAGGAAUACUGAUAUUUGUCUUAGUAGAUAUAUAGUACAGUAGGAAAGAAUAAGCUGGGUUAUAACCCUAGCUUGGUCACUGGCUGCAUGACCUUGGGCAUGAAUCCUGUGUCUCAGAGUCCUUGUGUAUUAAUUUGGUAUAAUACCUUAUCUCUAUCUUCAGAUGGAAUAUUUAAUGAGCUUGUUUUUGCAGGUGUCUAGCCUGUGUCUGUACAUGCUAGAUCUCAACAUUACUUCUUUUACUUUUCCAAACAUUUCCGUAUAAUUCUAACCCCUUCUACAUUUAUAGUGCUUGAUCUAGCUACCUUAUUGUUGAGGCCGUAUUGUAGUACCUCUGAUGAUCUUAAAAAUGUUCUGUAAACUAAUUCUUACUGUUUUGUCUGACCACUCAUGAGAUCUUCUGCAUUUUACUGCUCCUUCAAGCAGUUUCCAACUUCCCUGACCCAUCUAGUCCCAUUUCACAGACGCAUCCGUUUCUCUGUGCUGGUCCUGUGUGAGUGUUCUUGUCUGGUUUCUGUCUUCCUAGCCAGACAUCUUGACCUGCUGACACAAACAGCGCUGUAGUCCCUCCCCAUCAGUGGACAUGGAAAGAAGGGAGGUAGCAGUUCUUAGCACAAGCCUCAGACUAUCAUGCUCUCUUCAACUCCCCCACUCCUCUCCUAAGGAAAAGGAAGCAUUGUCUGGGUGGCUGGUCAAUUCUUUUCUCCAUGUUGCCAAGAGCAUCAACAUCUAAAGAAAUCGAUGCUGGACUUCUUUCUAUUAUUUCUUUCCCGGCCUUUGCAGUAGAAGAUGUGAACCUUGUAAAUGUGACCAAAAAUGAAAUCAUUUCCAAGCUUCAGGGGCGUUAUGGAUGCUGUCGCUUCCUUCGGGAUGGUUAUAAAACCCCAAGAGAGGACCCACAUCGAUUGCAUUACGACCCUGCCGAACUUAAGCUCUUUGAAAACAUUGAAUGUGAAUGGCCUGUGUUCUGGACUUACUUAAUCAUAGAUGGAAUCUUCAAUGGUGAUGCUGUUCAGGUCCAGGAAUACCGAGAAGCUCUGGAAGGAAUCUUAAUCAGGGGCAAAGAUGGGAUCCACUUGGUGCCAGAACUCUAUGCCAUCCCACCAGACAAGGUGGAUGAAGAAUACAAGAACCCACACACAGUAGACCGAAUUCCACUGGGGAAGCUGCCCCAUCUUUGGGGACAGUCCUUGUACAUCCUCAGCUCCCUGCUGGCAGAGGGAUUCCUUGCCACUGGUGAAAUUGACCCCUUAAAUAGAAGAUUUUCUACUUCAGUCAAACCUGAUGUUGUAGUACAAGUCGCUGUUUUGGCAGAAAACAGUCACGUUAAGGGGCUAUUGCGGCAACAUGGGGUGAAUGUCCAGAGCAUUGCUGAUGUGCAUCCAAUUCAAGUCCAGCCAGGCCGGAUUCUUAGUCACAUAUAUGCCAAACUUGGUCGAAAUAAGAAUAUGAAGUUGGGUGGUCGACCAUAUCGGCACAUUGGUGUCCUUGGCACCUCUAAACUCUAUGUGAUUAGGAACCAGAUCUUCACUUUUACACCCCAGUUUACGGACCAGCAUCACUUCUACCUGGCCCUGGACAACGAGAUGAUUGUGGAGAUGCUGAGGAUCGAGCUGGCCUAUCUGUGCACCUGCUGGCGGAUGACCGGCCGCCCCACACUCACCUUCCCUGUCACGCACACCAUGCUCACCAGUGAUGGAUCAGAUAUUCAUCCUGCAGUUCUUUCUACAAUCAGGAAACUAGAAGAUGGAUAUUUUGGAGGUGCUAGAGUAAAACUAGGAAACCUGGCAGAGUUCCUCACUACCUCAUUCUACACCUACCUGACCUUCCUGGAUCCAGACUGUGACGAGAAGUUGUUUGAUGACGUCAGUGAUGGGAGCUUUAGUCCUGACAGUGAGUCAGACAUAGGAGGAUACAUGGAGGACAGCACUCAUCCAGAAAGCCAAGAUGAACUUGACCAGUAUAUCAACCACCUUCUUCAAAGCACAUCCUUGAAGUGCUACCUGCCUCCUCUUUGUAAGAAGUCAGAAGACAGACAUGUUUUCAGCGCUGUCCACUCCACUCGGGACAUACUUUCUGUGAUGGCCAAAGCGAAGGGUUUGGAAACUCCAUUUUUUCCAAUGGUUUUGCCAACUAAAGUUCUGAGUGGACACCGGAAGUCACUGAAUCUUGUUGACUCCCCUCAGCCACUCCUAAAGAAGACUCCUGAAUAUGACUGCCAGUGGCCCAGAGACGACCAUGGUGAAAUGGACUGUGAAAAGCUGGUUGGGCAACUGAAAGACUGCUCAGACCUACAGGACCAAGCGGACAUUCUGUACAUUCUUUAUGUAAUAAAGGGGCCCAGCUGGGAUACCAAUCUGUUUGGACAGCAUGGAGUCACUGUUCACAGUCUUCUCAGCGAGCUCUAUGGAAAAGCUGGCCUGAAUCAAGAAUGGGGUUUGAUCCGCUACAUUUCAGGCCUGCUCAGGAAGAAAGUGGAGGUCCUGGCUGAGGCUUGUGCAGAUCUGCUGUCCCACCAGAAGCAGCUUACAGUGGGCCUGCCCCCUGAGCCCCGGGAGAAGACCAUCUCCACGCCUCUUCCCCCAGAGGAGCUCACAAAACUCAUCUAUGAGGCCAGUGGCCAGGACAUCAGCAUUGCCGUCCUCACACAGGAGAUCGUGGUGUACCUGGCCAUGUAUGUUCGGGCCCAGCCUAGCCUCUUUGCAGAGAUGCUCAGACUCCGGAUUGGAUUGAUCAUCCAGGUGAUGGCCACAGAGUUGGCUCGGAGCCUGAACUGCUCAGGAGAAGAAGCUUCAGAGAGUUUGAUGAACCUCAGCCCCUUCGACAUGAAGAACCUCCUGCAUCAUAUUCUGAGUGGGAAGGAGUUCGGUGUGGAAAGAAGCGUGCGCCCAAUUCACUCCUCCACAUCCAGCCCUGCCAUCUCCAUCCAUGAGGUGGGUCAUACUGGAGUCACCAAAACUGAGAGGAGUGGCAUCACCAGACUGAGGAGUGAGAUGAAACAGUUCUUUCCUGUGGGCCAGGCUGUGUCCAACAGUUUGCAUUCCUUCAAGUCUGCGAGGUCCAGUACCCCAUCCUCCCCAACGGGCACAUCAUCUACAGACUCCGGAGGACACCACAUGGGAUGGGGGGAGCAGCAGGGCCAGUGGCUGCGCAGGAGAAGGCUGGACGGGGCCAUCAACAGGGUCCCCGUAGGAUUCUACCAGAGAGUGUGGAACAUCCUUCAGAAGUGCCAUGGUCUGUCCAUCGAUGGUUAUGUCCUCCCGUCUUCAACAACUCAAGAGAUGACCCCGUGUGAGAUCAAGUUUGCUGACCACGUGGAGUCAGUACUCAACCGUGUGUCCCAGCCCGAGUAUCGGCAGCUGCUGGUGGAAGCCAUCAUGGUACUGACACUGCUCUCAGAUACGGAGAUGGACAAUAUCGGGGGCAUCAUCCAUGUGGACCAGAUUGUGCAGCUGGCCAAUCAGCUGUUUCUUCAGGACCAGGUAUCGUUUGGAGCCACAGACAUCCUGGAAAAAGACCAAGCCACAGGAAUUUGUCACCUGUUUUAUGACAGUGCUCCUAGUGGGGCUUAUGGUACAAUGACCUACCUAACGAAAGCAGUGGCUUCUCAUUUGCAGGAACUGCUGCCCAGUUCAGGCUGCCAGAUGCAAUAGGGCCUUACCCGUAAACACGACCGCCCUCUGAAUCUGCACUCGGUCCCAUAGCCUCAUUGGGAAGUUUCUUCUGCCUUCCCCCUGGGUCCCCUGCUCUGAUCCCCACCAGAAAGCUUCCCGGGGAGGAGAUGACAGUACUCAAGCCGGAAGCAAUGUGUGUUUAAGCCACAGAUAAAGCUGAUGAAUCCCCGCUCCCCUGAGAAGCAGCCUGGGAUCAUUUUCUAGGUUCAUUUCACUGGAACGUUUCUCACAGCAGCUGGGCUCAUGGACUCCGAAAAGGAACUGGAAAUUGGUCUCUUCUGAGUGCAGAGUGAACGGAGAAGCCAGCUUAAAUUGGCUCUCACCGAGAGUUACAGAAAUAGGUUCGAUGAGCUGGUGACACAUGUUGAAGGUGGAAAGAUCCUUCCAGCGACAAUAGCUAGACAAGCAGACCUUGACAGGGGCACAGCCCAACAGAAUGCAGGCUGUCUGAGAACCAAACUGUUUACCCAACAGAAUAAUUCGGUCUCUCUGGAAAUCGUUCCUAACCCCCCACUCUAUUGAGGUCAUAUAAUUCUUCAUUGCCCAAAUGAACUAAAUUGGCCCUAGUUAAUAUUGGCUCGUAGUCUUCAGAGGAUCUUGUCCUGACUGUCCACAAAUUACAGGAGUCUCCUCUCACCCUAGAAAAAAUUCCUUAUCUUCCAGAAUCCAGAACAAAACAACAACAAAAGGAAGGUGAGGCUCUGAUUCUUCUGAUAGCCAGACUGUUUUAGGAGGGGGUCCUGUGGAAAGAAUGGCCUAUGUCCCUGCUCCCCCUGAGAUCACCACCAUGCAUGCUCAAAGCAUGAGUCAGCAUUUGCCAUGGAAAUUCGUGGUGUGUUCCUGCAGAAACAAUGCUCCCUUAAAAACAGCCUGGGAACCCAAACCAUUUCUACAGAAGCACUCUUAGAUGGGUAUGGUUGGUACACUAUGGCAGAGAAGGCUGAGUCCUGGCUGGCAAAGUCUGGCGAAUCUUUCGUCAUUGUCCUGGUGAAUGGAGGUUCUUUUUAAGCCUUGCCUUGCCCAUGUUGGGACAGGGAUAAAUAACUGAAAGAGUAUUUUCUGUGAAUAAUCAGGGCUGAAGGACAAAGUCACCUAGUGGCCAAGUGCUACAUUCCCAUCUAGUUGUGAGAGGUUCCAAUUUACAGUGACUCUUCACCUCUGAAGUGGAAACAAGGCUGCUUUAUCAUCUUCUCAAAGUCUGUGUGGAGAAGGGUCUUGGUGUUCAGAGGUGAACAGUAUCCCUCAGGGUGGAGAUUCGGGGCUGACUUCACUUCAUUCUCAAAACAGAAGGUGGCAGGGUGCCCUGCUAUUCCUUACCACUUCUAGGCAUUUCUAAAAAAUGUAUUUACCUGUGUGUGUCUGUGUGAGUGUGUGCCACCUGUGUGGGAGUCCCUGCAGAGGCCAGAAGAGAGCAUCAGAUCCCCAAGAGCUGGAGCUACUGGCAUUUGUGAACCACCCUGAUAUGGGUACUGGGCCCCAAACUCGGGUCGUUUAGAAGAGCAGCAAGUACCUGCUGAGCCAUCUCUCCUGCCCUCUUGGAUCUUUAAGACAUCUUCAACAUAAACCAUCUUCAACAUAAACCAGGGUCAGAGUCAUGUGGUCAACUGACAGGUUCCCUGGUAGGUAAUUUCAAACAUACAGUGAGAAAAGAACAAGGCUUGAAAGGCAUGGGAGAAGUUCUAGAAGCAGAGCCCCUCAGACUGGGCCCAGUGCUAAUUCCGAGCACUCUUAGCCUGCCAAUGCUGUGGCUGUGACGUGAGAAGUGGCAGCUGCUGGGUUGGGCUCAAGAUGAGCCACAAUAAGCAAUUCACUGUAGCCUCCCAGCCACUCUUUGAAAUCUCUCUCCAAUGAAGUCCUGAAAUAGGACUGCAUUUCCACAGGCAGCAAGCUGCCAGCUUCAAAGGAGGAGAGCAGGCUUCCGAGACGAUCCCUUUAGUGAGCGGCCGAGGCCAUGCCCACGAGGGACAGAUGUUUGAGAGGACGAUGACAGUCCCAUCCUGACAUCAUCCUUGCCUGGAGGCGCUGGUGGGGAGAAGGCCCCAUAGCCUUCAUAGCCCCUGUGGCCUCCGUCUUGGCCGGCUGUUCCCCAACUCCCAGAGGCAUGGCAAGGAGCCUCUUUCCUGUCUUCCCUCCCAAAGCUGAAAAGCCAGUUUUUAACCUUUGCAGGGGACUAGAAUGUGGUCCUAGAGGACACAUCAGUGAAUUCAGGAGUUAAUUUCAUAUUUAGCAGAUCCAGUUGAAAGGCGGCAGGCUGCCCUCUGGUCUGCUUGUCCCGGUUUUGCCAAAGGUAAGCUCUGCUAUCCUGGCACUGACACCAGGACUUGAUCUUGGGUGAGGGAGUUGACCUUUGUGUGCCUUUGUUUACCCAUGUGCCAAAAAGAGUAGGAGACCUCCUGACUGGUACAGAAGCUUCCUUUGGCAGUUAGGUGACCAGAUAUUCCCUAGGACAACACCAAGCCAUCUGAAGCGAAGGAACGCUAUGUCAUGUCCAGGUUAGUCUACCCUCCUUCUCAGCCGUAGGGAAGUGUGGUUGGCAGGCGUCAGCUGCCCAGAUAGGAAGAAUGCAAAUAUUUCUUGUAGAACAAAAUGGAGAGCCCACCAGUCAAGAGGCAAAGAAACACUUGGCCAGUUGAUUGAUGCCAUUGGUUUCUGGACAAGAUGACAGGAGCCUUGGCCUCUUUCCAUAAACUACAGUGGAGUCAUCUCUCCAUCCUGUUGCCUUGUGCACAAGUCCAACAAGUCACCUUUGACUUCUCUGCUUCCUUGUUGUCAAAGGGGACAACAGUCUCUCAUCUCUCCCUGUGUGCCAUUCUCUUUCAAGGUGACUCCAGCUUUUGAAGUCCCUGCCAUCUGCCACGUGCAGCUCUGUACUUUGCAGGAUGGAAGCACAUCAUGUUCCCAGGAUGCCUUCUGUUCUCCAGACAUGGCCAUUGAUAGUUCUGCUUGUGAAGAAAAAAGCAGCACUUUGCCCUCACAGAGCCCAGUCCCCCUUGUCUCUCUCCAUCAGAAAGCCAAUUAGGAAAAGCCAUAACCUUGAGUUACUGAGAGAAUUCUCAGAGGAGUGAGAAGAGCAGUUACUAAGAUUAGCUUCCAAUCUUGGACUGUGUGCCUGAUUGAUGGUAGGGGAAAAUUCCAUCAGAAAACUAUCUUUCAAGAGAAGAUAUGCGUGUGUAUUUUUAAGGGACUAUAAUGCCUUCUUAGAGAGACUGGACUCAGUAGAAACAGUGAACUCUGAUCGUGUGUGACUUUCCCCUUGCCUUACUGCAGUACAUAACUGUUCUGAGAAAUGAACAAAUGAAUCUGAAGGCAUGUGCAGCAUGCCUUCCAUGGCCAGGCAUCGCUAACUAAGCACAUAGAGACUUGGCCAUGCACAGUGGCAGAUAACGAGCAGCCCACUCAUUUCUGAAACCCUCAGAGGAAGGGACAUUGACCAGGCUGCUUAUCCAAGAGUUCUUCAUGCUGAUCUGUUGACAUUCACAUCUCAGUUCUAAAUCCGGUGGCUGCCGAAGCCUUCCGCUUCCAGCUAGUGGAGGUGAGGUGACAAGCUUUGCAAAGGACAGGGCUUCAGGUUGACCAUGCUGCAUCUUCAUUGGGCACAAGGGAUAACUGCUUCCAUAGUUCUUUUGUGUGUGUGUGUGUGUGUGUGUGUGUGUGUGUGUGUGUGUGUGUGUGUGUGAGAUGUAUGGUGUCGAUGUGUGCAAUUGUGCACAAUUAGAGGCUAGAGGAAGACAUUGUGUAUCCUCUGUCGCUCUCCACAUCAUCCUCUUGAAUCAGGGUCUCAUUGGAUCUGGAGACAAGCUGAAAGCUAGCAAGCCUCCAGUCUCUACUCUCCCACACGCCCCACUUGUGUGUGCAUGCAUCCAACACACACAUGAUGCUGAAGCUAGAAGCACAUGUGUGGCUGCACCUGACCUGUUUAUAUGAGUUUGGGGGUUUAAACUCAGGUUCUUCUUGCAUAGCAAUCGCUCUUACCUGCUGAGCCCAGAGCCACCCACAUCUCCUAUUCAGAAGGAUCAGCCCAGCUACACAUUCAGGAUGGACUUGCCAAGGAGAAAUACCAGUCAGUAAUUGACUCUUGGCUCUCAUGGCCGUAGUGUCACUUUUGGCCAAAUGUCUCAGUUCUUACUUGCAAAUAACAGAAUCACACCCUAGCUCAGUAAAUGCGAAAGAUAUUCCAUAAAGAAGAUUGACUAAGUCACAUAUCACCAGAACCAAAUCUCCAGAUUGCUCCCAGGCUCCCAGAUGCCCCUGAUGCAGGGUACUGCCACCAAGGCCAGAUGGGCCCCCUCUGCCCUUCAGGAAACUGAAUGUAGGGACUGCCACCUGUCAUCAGCAUGGACUGUAAACAACCACAAGCUGCCAGUACAAGGCCUUGGGCAGGAAUGCAGUAUCUGCUGGUGGAAGAGGCCAUUAGCUGGUCGUCUGCCUCUACAGUUGAGGUGGACUCAACCUCACAGUGUAGAGAUAAUGAAUUGGGUUGAGGCCAGCCAUCCUAAACAAACAUGAUUUCAGCCAGGAGUCUAGUUUUUGUUCUUUGUCCAGAAAAGAAGGACCCACCCCCCACCCCGUGUCUGAGCUGGAAAACUGGCUGUGGAAGUUGUGUGGAGAGUGAAGAGAGCACACAGGAACGUUGCCCCUGGCUGGAAACAGGACAAUUGUUUGUAUGUUCUCCUUGGAAGUACAGCUGCCAAGCCACGGUUGUUAGAUCGCCACUGGUAUCCAGGGACAGCCUCCCACCACCACCACAUAGCCCUCAGCUUCCAGUGAGCUGUCAUAAAUCAGUCCAGCAAAGCUUGGGGGAGUUGCUGAUGGACCACACAUUCUUCGUGACCACAAGCCCAGCCCGAUUAGGCUUUCUGGACCCUGAGUGACAGCCCAUCUGGAACAAGAUGCAAAUGAUUGUCACAUCUUUCCUUCUAAGCCACUAGCCAGCUGGGGGAUUUAAAAAUAAAGAAUUGGAACAGAA